Messenger RNA from Aureobasidium pullulans EXF-150, 1005 nucleotides. Its product is annotated as cellulase-domain-containing protein. Gene Ontology annotation, biological process: glucan catabolic process. The coding region runs from base 1 to 1005 and encodes 334 amino acids. Gene Ontology annotation, molecular function: hydrolase activity, hydrolyzing O-glycosyl compounds. Lineage: Eukaryota; Fungi; Ascomycota; Dothideomycetes; Dothideales; Saccotheciaceae. The record is from RefSeq and is a predicted model, not a curated record. The transcript has 4 exons.
AUGACUCCUCCAACAUCAGUCAAGCUUUCUGGCAAAGUAAGAUAUGCUGGCGUCAACAUUGCUGGCUUUGACUUCGGCUGCUUACAGGAUGGUUCGUGUCCUGUGAAGAGUUGUACAGAUCCAGGAGAAGAGGGAGCAUACCAGAUGCAGCAUUUUGUACAAAAACAAGGACUUAACACAUUUCGAUUGCCUGUUGCCUGGCAAUAUCUCGUCAAUGCAAAACUUGGUGGAGAGCUCGACAGCAUAAAUUUUGCAAAGUAUGACAAGCUAGUCCAGUCAUGCCUGCAAGUUGCAGAGCUCUGUAUAAUCAGCAUACACAACUACGGAAGAUGGAAUGGCAGCGUCAUUGGUCAGAGCAGUGGCGUUGUCACAAAUGCCGACUUCAACUCGCUCUGGUCUCAGCUGGCUACAAAAUAUGCCAAUGAGCCCAAAGUGGCAUUUGGUCUAAUGAACGAGCCGCACAAACUAUGUAUCACCGAUUGGGCAGCGACGAUUCAGGAUGCAGUCACGACCAUCCGCAAGACUGGCGCGACGCAAAACCUUAUCCUUCUGCCUGGAAUUAAUCACUCGUCAGCCGGAGCAUUUCUGUACGAUGGUUCGGCCACUGAACUCAGCACGGUGGUCAACCUUGAUAAAUCGACCAAAAACCUCAUCUUCGACGUCCACAUCUAUCUCGACAAAGAUGGGACUGGUAAGCACAGCGAGUGUACCACAAGUAACGCUUUGGUCUUCACUCGUCUAGCUACCUGGUUGCGAAAAGAAGGUCGACAGGCGUUCUUGAGUGAGACGGGCGGAGGGAACACCAAUUCUUGUGUCAAGUAUAUGCGUGAACAGCUCCAGGUCCUGAUGAACAAUUCAGACGUUUACCUCGGUUGGACUGGCUGGGCUGCUGGUAAAUUCUCGACGAGCUAUGUUCUGAGCGAGACGCCAUUUGGGAAAGCUGGAAACUAUGUCGAUCAAUUAUUGGUCAAGGAAGCAAUUGCCGGAGUUUUUAACUCUGUUUGA